AUGCAAGCAACACAGGGGCUAGCGUGUCCCCCUUUUCAGUUGCCCCUGUCCCUCCCCACCAUCACCACGGUCAUUCCUAGGAAAAAAGCCCUCUCCUCGGGCGGUGCCACCCGCUCCCUGGCGCAGCCAGCCUGCUCAGGAUGCCUGUUGGUCCCCGGCCUCACCGAGCGGCUAGGGCGGCGGCUGCGAGAGCCGCACGACCCCCACAACUCUAUCGGGGCGUUGCUGGCUGCAGGGCACGGCCCGGGCCCCCACCUGCCAGCCGCGGGGGCCGGGGCGGUGGGGCUCCCAGCGGCUGCUCGAAGUUUCAUACCGCGGCGCACUCACGACACAGAACCUACCCUGCAGCCGAGCGAGACGCGAGCUCUCUCCGCCUUCAAGGGCCGGGGGGGAGCGGGGGGCCCCGCCACUCAGCAGCAGCCACGGCUGCGCGCGGUCGCGGGUGUGCGGGGCCCCUGCGCGCGGCGCGCCGCCCGCCGCCCAACUUUGCACAAAGGCAGCAUGGCACGGCCUCGCCUAGCCGGCUCGCCCACGCCGCGACCGCGCUCCCGCCCGGGCGAGGGGCUCGCCCCUUCCACAGUCGGCCCGGCCUCCUCCGGCCCCCACCCACUCCCAGGAGGGGCGGCCCGGCCGAACGCAGCACCCGGCACCCAGCUCCGACGCGCUGGCGGCCGCCGCUCGCACUGUGACGUUAGCAGCCUUCGCGGCUAUUUAUAUCCCCACGAUUGGAUUUCAUUCAUGAAACCAGGGCCUGGUGUGUCUGUGCUUUGGGGCGCGGUGGCAAAGGUGCCUCAGCUCUACGCACGCCCAAGGGAUCCGGGCUCGCAGCACGGUCCGGGACAACCAGGCGCAGAGCCGGGAAGACCCCGGCCCUUCUCCUCCGCUGUGGCGAGGGGCUGCCUGUGCGUUCCGAGGACACACCAGGAUUAUUUUUCACACAUCCACCCAACAAACCUUAUGGAAUGUGGCUGCAGGGCAUCGGGACUCUGCCAAGCUCUGAGGAGGUCACAAGCAACCUACUCCCUGCCCUCAGGGAGCUUAGAGUCUGCCUGCUAAAAUUCAUGUGCUCAACUUCCUGCUCCCACCCCUGAAGAAGCAAUGGGGAAAGGGGGUUGGUGGAGGCGAAGUAGAUACUGAUGUGUUCAGCUGCCUCAAGAGAUGUGUUCAUUGAACAAACCCUACUUGAGGAGGCUGUGGACCAAAAGCUGGGCAAUAAUAUACCUUUUGCCUGAAGGAGUUCUCAGGUAAGG
Molecule: messenger RNA, 1250 nt
Organism: Oryctolagus cuniculus (rabbit)
Lineage: Eukaryota; Metazoa; Chordata; Mammalia; Lagomorpha; Leporidae
Source: RefSeq, a predicted model, not a curated record